AUUCAACUAAGCAAAAGCAACCUUGCGGGGCUGUGCCGGUUUUUUUCCUGGUGAACAUGUUCUCUGUUGUAUAGGACGUUCGCGGCAAGGACAAGAACCGCACCGCACGACGAGAGAAGCUAAGAAGCAUGACGACAAAAUAGGCGAGUGAUAUAGAUAUUCCAAAAAUUUGAAUUCCAAAAUGAACUUCCGUGAAAAUGAAAGGUGGACUGGUUAGACACCGACGAGCAAAGACGACGCAGUGUAGAAAAUACAACUAGCUGAUGCUGAAGCUUUUCCUUAAUUUGAUCAUGUUAUGCUACAUGACGAAUUAUCUCUCUCUGUGCCCAUUUUAGAGACUGGUUGGAAUAUUUUUAAAGAGUACUUAGAAGUUGCGACUGCUCCAGAAUCGACUCAAGAUCAUCGCAACAUACAACGAGAGCACUUCUAAGUAAAAAAGAUGGUGAUCCUCCACGUCAAGAAGGGUGAGAAGAAGAAUGAGUUCCUCGAAGAGGUGCUCACCUCGGAAACCGUCGAUGAUGUCUUGAAAAAAACCGUGGAACUUCACAACUUAAGGCUUAUCUUCAGAUGCAUCUUCAGAUGCACGCCCUUAUUUAAGGCAGUCUGCACUGAACUUUGUGCGAGAUUAAUUGUAAUUGUAAUUGUGGUCCAUCUUCAGAUGCAUCUUAGAGAGCAGGCUAGGGCACUUCCUUACGCAGGUCCCUCCUUACAGAAGGCUGGCACAGGCAUCAAGCCCCUAUGUAGCAGCGAUAACAUGAACAUAAAGGGCACUUGGAAACCCUAACCCUUGUUUAGAAGUAUUCUCUUCCUAGCUAGUUCUGUGCAGCAAGUUCUGAGUUCUAGGCUCAGAAAGAUUCUGUUUGUUUGAAAAGAUAUCAAGUUCUUUGUUAUUCCUAGGUCCACCUCAGUAUUCUCUUCCAAGUGCAAGACAGUUUUUCCAAGGGGAAAACAGUUUUUCCAAGUGCAAGACAGUUUUUCCAAGGGGAAAACAGUUUUUCCAAGUGCAAGACAGUCUUUCCAAGUGCAAGACAGUCUUUCCAAGGGGAAAACAGUUUUUCCGAGAGGAAAAACAGCUCCAAGAUGUUGAAGGGAAAGAUGAACUUUUUGGGUCCCAGCUCCUCUAAAAGACCUAAGAUUAAAGGUGUUGCGAAUGGCCUUAUGUCUGCGCGAACUAGGCAAGCAUGGACCUCUACGACCGGAAGAAACACGUGGUUUGAGUGAUGACGUGAAUUUCCCUCUGGACGUGAAUGCAUAUGGAAAGCCGACUAAUCCGGAUGAACAAGGGUAAGCAGGUUGUAGUUUGGGUAAGCGCAUGUUGUAAUUUAUUUUUGUGGAAUUUACUCACAUUUCAAGGGUACUUAAGCAGGUUGUAGUUUUUGUGGAAUUUACUCAUUGUUCCAGUAGUGCAUUGACCUCAUAUUGACGAUCCGGUUAUAAGCAUGGUGUAGCUUGCAUUGACGAUCCGGAUAUAAGUCAUCCUUGCAUAUUCCAGUAGUGCAUCCUUUUGUUCCGGAUCAGUGACACAGUGCAGAUUACAACUUUAUACUUUUAUUCUAUUUCGGACUGAUCGCAAUGAGGACCCGUCAAUUACUCAUACUGAUGCAGGUCGUGGGACAGAGAAGAGAGUUCGCAAUUCGCUUUUUCAGCAACUCGCCUCGUCUAUGAAAUGAAUCGUCUACCUCUACUCCCAACAACCACACUCUGUCGAACCCUCAUAAUUCCUUCUAAUUUUUUAAACAUCAACCUUCACGACAGUUACCGUACCGGUUGCCCGCCUCCUGGUGAGGUUGCUGAAGUCCUUAUCCGUACAGCCGACGAAAGUGAAGCCGCUGUGUCGGAGAAAUUAGUCCAACAGUUAAGGCUCAUAACCAUAGUAAACCCGUUAGUUCCAUAAACAUAGUAAACCCGUUAGUUUCAUAAACAUAGUAAACCCGUUAUUUCAUCUUGGUUAUUCACCUGUAGAGACAACAACGGAUCAACAUCUUCACAGCUUCAACAUCACAGAAAUCCGUAGAACAGCGAGGAGCUUUAGGGAAGUCGUAGGUCCAAGUCGAAUCGACUAGCAUCGUCAUCAUUCACUUGCGCGCUCACAGCCAGAGCAGGCUAUUUCUCUUCGAUUCCCUUUGCUUUUAAGAUACUCAUACUGGUGACACGACCUUUUAAAUCAAAAACUUGAAGGCAGCUUCAUACAACAUCCCUCUUACUACUUGAAGGCUUCGUACACCAUCUCAUCGGUCGUUUGAUAUUAAUCAUACUGCUCUAAAACGAAGGAAAAACCUGAGCAAAGAGAUGUGCCAGGAAUGUAUCGACCAAAUGCGUGGUGCCGUGAUGAUCGCUUACCCCGCUUUCCACAAGCUGCCGUACUUCGAUCCGGUGCGACUGGAGUUGGAGGAUAAAGAAGAAUUGGAUGGAAGGUAAAGAUUUGCUGUUUUGCUUGUGCUGUGUAGAAGUGGAGGAUAAAGAAGAAUGUAAAGAUUUGCAAUUUUGCUUGUGCGGUGUAGAAGUGGAGGAUGAGGAAGCUGGAGGAUGAGGAAGAAUUGGAUAGUUAGCGGUAGAAAAUUUUUCCUCAUUUUCAGAGAAGAUGUUUUCUCACACAACUUCUGCAGUUCCGAUCUCCAAGACGUCCUAGAGCUAGACAACAGUGUAAUGUGGUUUGCGGGCAAGGAAAUGCAGAGAGGCAAGCUGGUCAGCGAAUAUCUCGGAAAAAACGAGAAGAGCAAAGUGAUCAUCAAAUUUUACGGGGAGAAGGUCAUGCUGUCUUUUUAUUUUUUUGAUUUUAGAUUUUGUUGACGGGCAGGAUAUUAGCGUAACCUCAGUUGAAUUAUUUUUCUCAGAAGUAAACUCGAGAGUAUCUUCUAUCCAUCCAGAAAAUACUCUGACGUGUCCCAAGAACCGUCCUGCCCUUCCCCCUCCUCUCUUUCAUAUCCCGCAGUCCAAGGCUGCCGGCGCACCAGUGCGAGAGCCGCGUGUUGACGAGAACACGCACAAGGCGAUGUUGUCUUACUACUAUAAGAAGCAGGAGGAGGCAAAGAGGCUGCAAGCCGAUGAGGAUGACUCCUAUCUGGAGAGCCAAUGGGCAGACUCAAAAGCCUUGAAAAAACACUUAGUCGGAGGUGGUAGGUCAAUUGGGUUUAAGGGGUUGAACUAAAUAAUGUGAAGUUAGUACUAUUACUUGGUUGAGUAUUGAUUUCUGGGUUAUUAUUUGUCUUCAGAUACCUUUACCGCCAAGAUGGAUUCUACCGUGUCAAGAAAGUCGUAAGAUGUGACUCCCAAUAGCAAGCCCCAAAGUAGAGAUGAAGUUGUUCUUUCACCAUGGUUUUUAGAGGAUUCUCAGUGAUGCUCUUUCUGAUUUUGAACUCAUUGUAGCCGAUGGAUAGAGCGAUGAUAAUGGUUUUCACUGAGCUUCAUGUUGAUGUUUUUGCCUUACUUGCAGCGAAUCUCGAUUGAAGUGCAGAGAACAACAACCUACUAACAAACUUAGUUUGCGAAAAUAUGUUGACCAUCAAAAACCUAAUGCUGUCAAGUCAUCAUGCUAGUUAUAAGGUGAAGGAAAAAUAGUAAGAAAACCAGUUUUACCACUUUCGAUGUGAAA
Amoebophrya sp. A25 is the source of this 3592-nucleotide messenger RNA. NCBI's taxonomy places the organism in Eukaryota, Dinophyceae, Syndiniales, Amoebophryaceae. The record is from the annotation of a GenBank genome assembly.